AUGGAGAACGUCGAGCAAUUAGUCAAACAGAGAGGCCGAGUCAAGGCCAAAUUCACUAUUUUCAAUAAUUUCCUUUUGAAAGCUGAGGAGGAACCUGAAAACCUUGCAGAACUUCCCAGUAGAUUAGAAAAGGCUGAACAAUUAUGGACAGAAUUUGACUUAAUACAAAAUAAAAUCGAUGACAUUGAAGACUCAGCAGAGCAACAACUAGAAAGAGUUCACUUUGAAGAUACAUUUCACGCAAUAAUUACUAAGGCUCGUAGAGCAUGUAUAACAGGUCAACCACUCAACUCUCAAAAUGCAACCUUAAAUGCACAACCUGUAUUUCAACAAGGACAAGUUGUAGUACGGCCGAAUGUGAAAUUGCCAAACAUUGAUCUGCCAAAAUUUGAGAGAAAUUAUGAACGAUGGAUACCUUUUCGAGAUUUGUUUGAGUCAUUGAUUGCAUCUAAUAAUAAUUUACCUAAUGUACAAAAAUUACAUUAUUUACCUUCCGCGUUAUCAGGGGAGGCGGUCACCCUCUCGAUGUGA
Solenopsis invicta (red fire ant) is the source of this 531-nucleotide messenger RNA. RefSeq lists its product as uncharacterized. The transcript has a single exon. Bases 1 to 531 code for a protein of 176 amino acids. Lineage: Eukaryota; Metazoa; Arthropoda; Insecta; Hymenoptera; Formicidae. The record is from RefSeq and is a predicted model, not a curated record.